Brassica oleracea var. oleracea is the source of this 649-nucleotide messenger RNA. RefSeq lists its product as uncharacterized. The transcript has a single exon. Lineage: Eukaryota; Viridiplantae; Streptophyta; Magnoliopsida; Brassicales; Brassicaceae. The coding region runs from base 70 to 519 and encodes 149 amino acids. The record is from RefSeq and is a predicted model, not a curated record.
UCAAUGUCUCUCCUUUCUCAUUCUAUUCUCUUUGAAUAGAUCAUAAGCCAAACUAAAAAAAAAAAAACAAUGAGCGAAUCAAUGAACCAUCAUCGCAUGUCUUUUACAAAGAAACUCAAAUCAACUUUUUCAAUCGCCGGGUGUUUCCGAACGACCAACCAUCCCCAAAGUCUCCCUGAACAACCACCAUCUCCGACAACUCCAAAUGAGACAUCUACACAAAGCCCCAUCAAGACCAAAUCUCCUAGACUCACUCGAACCUUGUCCAAAUCACACGAAAAAUGCAAAAAUCUGAUCCACCGGAUCGGGGAAGGCGGACACGGUAAGCACAUUAGACGCCACACGACUGAUUUUCAUUAUGAUCCGUCGAGCUAUGCGCUUAACUUUGACAGGGGAGAAGAGGAUCAAAAUGUUAAUCGUUUUCCACGUUACAAUUUCUCCUCUAGGCUGCCUCGUUCACCGCCUUCCUCCACCACGGCGACAGAAUCGUCGUUCACUAUUCAUAACCUUUUGCGGUGAUCAUUGUUUGACUCAGAUUUUUUAUUUCGUUGUGUCGUUUUUGUUCUUCCAAAAUUGUGGAUUCUUUUAUGUUUCAAGAAAGAAAAACUUUCAAGAAAGAAAAACUUACGAGAACUGAGCAAUGAUAUUG